This is a messenger RNA of Papilio machaon (common yellow swallowtail), 1346 nucleotides long. RefSeq names its product vacuolar protein-sorting-associated protein 36 (gene Vps36). Gene Ontology annotation, molecular function: ubiquitin binding; phosphatidylinositol-3-phosphate binding. The record is from RefSeq and is a predicted model, not a curated record. Gene Ontology annotation, biological process: protein transport to vacuole involved in ubiquitin-dependent protein catabolic process via the multivesicular body sorting pathway. NCBI's taxonomy places the organism in Eukaryota, Metazoa, Arthropoda, Insecta, Lepidoptera, Papilionidae. The transcript is spliced from 7 exons. Gene Ontology annotation, cellular component: ESCRT II complex; late endosome membrane. The coding region runs from base 135 to 1340 and encodes 401 amino acids.
UUGAAUGACAUUGACAUUUGAUAUCUGAAAACACGAAAACAUAGGAAAAAGAGCCCAAGAAACAAAAAUUGAUAAUUAUUAAUUUACUGUACUAAUUUCAUUACAAAUAAUUAACUUCAGAGUAUUAUUGAACUAUGGACAGAUUUGAAUACAUUGAAGCUCGACUAUUUGAAGGGGAAAACUAUUUAAAACGAGAGAAAAAUGUGAAAAUAUACGAUGGCGAAGAUAAGACACAAUAUGUUGAUGGCGAAGUUGUACUUACAUCACAUAGAAUUUUAUGGGGCAAGCCGGGAGACAUACCAAAAGGACUAACAUGUUUAUCUCUUCCAUUAUAUUAUGUAUUUUGUUUGGAAGAAGAGAGUAGUGGUGUGUUCGGUCUUGGUGGACCAAAGAGGAUUAUUUUGCAUUUAGGUCCAGCACUUCCAGGUAAAAGACCAGGCCCUGCAGUAGUAAGUCCAUACCACUUUGUGAAGUUCUCAUUCAAAGAUGGUAUAGACCCUCUUUUUUAUAAAGCAUUGUCUGAGGCUGUGAAUGCUAAAGCAUGGGAGAGAUCAACUCCAUUGACAUCACCAAGCUCAGAAUCUGCAGUAACAUCCACAAGACCUCCGGUGGCACCUGUGAACUCAAAGAUUCGGUCAGGUAUUGUUGGCAUUGAAAGAAGUAUAGAGGAACAGCAUAGAGCUACAGAUGAAAGUAUAAGUGUAGCAUUUCAAGAUCUAAGAAAACUUAUGGAGAAGGCUAAGGAAAUGGUGUCAAUAUCGAAAACCAUAUCAACUAAAAUUAGGGAGAAACAGGGAGAUAUAUCUGAAGAUGAUACAGUUAGAUUCAAAUCAUACCUCAUGAGCUUGGGUAUUGAUGAUCCAGUUACUAGAGAUACAUUCCGAUCAGACUCAGAUUACUAUGUAGGCUUAGCCCAGCAGAUUUCAGACAUGAUGGUUGCAGUAUUAAUGGACUGUGGUGGUAUUAUGUCACUUGCCGAUGUAUGGUGUAGGGUUAAUAGAGCAAGGGGUUUGGAGCUUGUAUCACCGGAGGACUUAUUAAAUGCUUGCAAGUUACUACAAUCAAUUGGUGCUCCAAUGUCACUUCGCAAGUUUCCUAGUGGUGCAUGUGUUCUACAACUGAACAGUCAGAGAGACGAGGAGGUUGCUAGAAGUACAAGUCAAUUGCUUGAAGAAAAUGGAAAUCUUACACCUGUGAAGUUAUCCCAGCUAGCCAAUGUUUCUGUGUUACUGGCUCGAGAGAGACUGUACACUACGGAGCGUCUUGGCCUAGCAUGUAGAGACGAAUCUAUCGAGGGACUAGCUUUCUAUCCGAAUUUGUUCCUAACUAAGUCAUCAUAAGUGUAA